This is a messenger RNA of Dimorphilus gyrociliatus, 2424 nucleotides long. NCBI's taxonomy places the organism in Eukaryota, Metazoa, Annelida, Polychaeta, Dinophilidae. The record is from the annotation of a GenBank genome assembly.
CAUUUCCGUUUCCGCUUCAACCGGAUUUGUUUGUCUCAACGUGUUAAGAUGUUUUGUUAAGAUGUAAUCUAUUAGGAAAUUUAACACUGUCAAUAGGAUAUUUGUUAAUGAAACAUAAUGUCAACAUUCCAAGAAUAUAUUCAGUCAAAUGAAGAUAGAGAUGGAGUUCGAUCAAGUUGGAAUCUAUGGCCUUCGAACAAAGUUGAAGCUGCAAAGAUCGUAGUACCUGUCAGCUGUUUGUACUCUCCCCUUAAGGAACGACAGGACCUUCCGCCUAUACAAUACGAACCAGUUCUUUGUUCUAAGCAACAAUGUCGAGCAGUUUUAAAUCCUUAUUGCCCAGUGGACUACAAAAGCAAAACAUGGAUAUGUAUUUUCUGCUCUCAAAGAAAUACGUUUCCAUCCCAGUACGCUGGCAUUUCGGAACAACAGCAACCGGCUGAAAUAAUUCCGCAAUAUACAACUUUAGAGUACACUCUAGCACGUUCUGCCGUAAAACCUCCUGUAUACAUCAUUGUGUUGGAUACAUGUAUGGAUACAAGUGAUUUGCAAUCUGUAAAAGAAUCAUUACAGAUGUCAUUGUCAUUACUUCCACCUAAUUCUUUAGUUGGUUUGAUUACUUAUGGAAAGAUGAUUCAAGUUCACGAAUUAGACGCUAUAGACGGCUUCUGUAAAAGCUAUGUUUUUAGAGGAACAAAAGAGUUGACCUCCAAGCAAAUUCAAAGUAUGUUAGGUUUACGCUCGGGAAACGUAAACUUUAAAAAUGCGUCAGAUGCCGCACCAGUUGGUCCAGAAGGAUAUCAGACAUUACCUAUUAAUAAAUUUGUUCAACCAAUUGGUAAAGUAGAAAUGUUAUUAACGGAUAUUAUUGGACAAUUGCAACCGGAUCCUUGGCCAGUAUUGCAGGGUAAACGAUCCCUGCGUUGCUCUGGAGCUGCCCUUUCGAUAGCAGUCGGCCUUUUAGAAAGCACUUAUUUAAAUACAGGGGCGAGGGUUUUGUUUUUCGCUGCUGGACCAUGUACCACUGGUCCUGGUGCUGUUGUUGGAGAUGAUUUGAAGCACCCAAUUAGGUCUCAUCACGAUAUUGAAUCGGAUAACGCAAAGUUUAUGAGAAAAGCCAUAAAAUUUUACGAUACUCUGGCACAAAGAGCUGCGACAAAUGGACAUUGCAUUGAUAUUUAUAGCUGCGCUCUUGACCAAACGGGUCUUUUAGAAAUGAAAAACCUAUCUAAUUUUACUGGUGGGCAUAUGGUCAUGGGAGAUUCUUUUACAACGUCAUUGUUUAAGCAGUCAUUUCAGAAAGUUUUUGGUAGGAAUGCUGCAAAUGAUUUAAAAAUGGCUUUCAACGCAACGAUAGAUAUUAAAACAUCGAAAGAAAUAAAAGUACAAGGUUGCAUUGGAUUAUGUACAUCAUCAAAAGUGGCCGGAAAUAAUGUGUCAGAUAAUGAGUUAGGAAUGGGUGGUACCAAUCAAUGGCGAACGGGUUCUCUUUAUCCAAAUUCAAGCUUUGCAUUUUAUUUGGAUAUUGUUAAUACUCAGGCUGUACCCCAAGGUGCCCGAGGAUAUGUUCAAUUUAUAACGCAAUUUCAAAAUUCCCAAGGCCAAAAGAAGAUAAGAGUAACAACAAUAGCUAGAAAUUUUGUGGACGGAACUGGAAACUCUCUGCAUUUGGCGUCUAGUUUUGAUCAAGAAGCAGCCGCAGUACUUAUGGCACGUAUCGCUGUCUUUAAAGGGCAAAAUGAUCAAGGAGCUGAUAUUAUUAAGUGGACUGAUAGAACCCUUAUUAGAUUAUGCCAGCGUUUCGGACAAUUUAACAAGGACGAUGCGGUCAGCUUUAAACUAUUGGAUCAGUUUACUCUUUAUCCCCAAUUUAUUUUUCAUUUGAGAAGAUCGCAAUUUCUUCAAGUCUUUAAUAAUUCUCCUGAUGAGACAUCAUAUUAUAGACAUUGUCUUCUGGCAGAAGAUACUUCUCAAAGUUUAACGAUGAUUCAGCCGAUUCUAUACGCUUAUUCGUUUAAUGGUCCUCCCGAACCGGUCCUCCUCGAUACAUCUUCCAUAACUCCAGAUCGAAUUUUACUUAUGGAUACUUUCUUUCAACUAUUAAUCUAUCAUGGUGAGACAAUUCAUGCUUGGAGAAAAGCAAACUAUCAAGAGAAGCCUGAAUAUGACAACUUUAAGCAGCUAUUAGAAGCUCCAGUCAAUGACGCACAGGAAAUUCUACAAACUAGAUUUCCAAUGCCUCGUUAUAUUGACACUGAAGCAGGAGGAUCCCAAGCAAGAUUUCUAUUGUCGAAAGUUAAUCCAUCUAACACACAUAAAAACGCUUUCGGAUAUCAGCAGGAUGGCGGUCAAGUUUUAACAGACGAUGUAAGUCUUCAAGUUUUCAUGGAUCAUUUAAAGAAGUUAACAGUCUCCUCUUCUUGA